CGAUUCUCCACUUUUUGUAACAUGUUCUCUGGAUGGAACUAUUAGAUUAUGGGACGCCGCUCGCAUGGAAGGCCAAAGUGUAGCCAACAGAUCAAAACAACUGUUCACUCCUCGCAUAGGUCCCUUAACGUUCGUUUCAUCAUUAGAGUCAGGAAGAACCCUGGCGUUUGCUUCGCGCAGUGGUCAAUUACAGGUAACGCGCGUGGACGCUUCUCCUAGGUACACGUCCCUGCUGAGAGGCACCAGCAGCGUCGAAUUUGGUGGAGCAAGUGGUGAUUUGGAUUUGGAUGAUUCGCCUCCUUUGGCUGCUUGCGUGACUCAACGUGGAGCAGGAUCAGUAUUAGUGUACGCCACUUUGUACGGAGGGCUUGUCGCAUGGGAUUUAAGAGCACCUGGAGUCGCUUGGCGCAUGCAAGCCGAUUUGCGCCAUGGUUUCACUACCAGUAUGUGCAUGGAUCCUGGUGAUUGCUGGCUCGCAAUUGGAACAAGUCACGGCAAACAUUCUUGCUGGGAUUUGCGUUUUCGUUUGCCGAUUGCUUCUAUUGAUCAUCCAACUAAAUCUCGUGUUCGUAAAGUAAUUUGUCAUCCAAGUCAACCGUCUUGGAUUUUAUCCAGUGUUCAAGGCAACAAUGAAGUUUCUCUUUGGAAUUUGGAAACAGGAUUUCGGCAAUCUGUGCUUUGGGCUAGCUCUGCUCCACCUUUAUCUAACACUCAGGUUUCUUCACACUCAGUAUGUGCCAUGUAUGCCGGAUGCGUGGAUCGCACUGGUUUCUUAUUAGCAGGAGGAUCCGAUCAGAGAGUUCGGUUUUGGAAUUUAGAUAGACCCGAAGAAUCUUGUUUACUCAUACCAGCCCCUAACGAUUCUUUAUCUUCUCAAGAUAUUAUUUACAAAUCGCGCCUUAUCGACGGCACAUCAGUCGUCCAGGAAGUUCCAAGUGGUCCUACCGGACGCACUAGUGGUUCGGUGUCCGGUGGCCCCGAAGAGUUACCUAGACCUGGACCAGAUGCCCCGCCUACUGGUCACCUAGCGCCUUUAGCAGAAGUAAUAUUGGUUCGUGCAGGCACGAGCGGAGGUGCUGGACAAUGCUCAAUAGUCACAGCUUCUAGAGACGGUGUUGUGAAAUUGUGGAAAUAAAUGAGCCGAUGGAUAGUGAUACAAUGGGUGAUAUAAAAUAUUUAUGAUGAUUAUUGAAGGAUAUGUAGCAAUAAAAUGUAUAUCAUUCGCCGAAAAAUUUUCUCAGUUCGCUGGCAAGUUGAAUGCUUAUAGAUCUUCUUUAUUCAACAUUUACUAAUGUACAAGUUGCAACUUUAUCAGCGCAAUUGUAUUACUUACUAAAACAGCAAAAUGUCAAGAAACAGCAAAUAAACUUAUCACCCGAAAGCUAUAAGUACUCAAAUUGUCAAUAAACUGAUACAAUCAGGUAUGUAUAAUGAAUUUUUCAAAGUAAUUCGAUUUUUUAUAGCUAAGAUUUCUAAACUAAACUAUUAAAAACCGUUUUGACACGCAAUACCUUAG
Messenger RNA from Ctenocephalides felis (cat flea), 1516 nucleotides. Its product is annotated as phosphoinositide 3-kinase regulatory subunit 4-like. Gene Ontology annotation, cellular component: late endosome; phosphatidylinositol 3-kinase complex, class III, type I; nucleus-vacuole junction. Lineage: Eukaryota; Metazoa; Arthropoda; Insecta; Siphonaptera; Pulicidae. Gene Ontology annotation, biological process: protein phosphorylation; macroautophagy; autophagy of peroxisome. The coding region runs from base 65 to 1135 and encodes 356 amino acids. The transcript has 6 exons. The record is from RefSeq and is a predicted model, not a curated record. Gene Ontology annotation, molecular function: protein binding; protein serine/threonine kinase activity.